Molecule: messenger RNA, 624 nt
Organism: Fusarium coffeatum
Lineage: Eukaryota; Fungi; Ascomycota; Sordariomycetes; Hypocreales; Nectriaceae
Exons: 2
Coding region: 1-624 (207 amino acids)
Cellular component (GO): mitochondrion
Molecular function (GO): flavin adenine dinucleotide binding; flavin-dependent sulfhydryl oxidase activity
Source: RefSeq, a predicted model, not a curated record
AUGGCUCGCCGACAGCAUCUGACCCUGACUUUCGUCUUGGUUCUCGGUAUCUUCUUCACCUUGUCCUAUUUCUUCUCUGGUCCCUCGCGCAGUGUACUUCUUCCCAAGCUUCACAAUGAUGUUGAAUUGCCCCUGAAGGACGCCCCUCGAUCUGAGUUCGUGGCCGACCUCAGCGCCAUGCCCGCGGGUCUCCUCGAGGGCGAAUCGAUUGCGCCUAAGCUUGAGAAUGCGACGUUAAAGGCUGAGCUUGGCCACGCAACGUGGAAGUUUCUUCACACAAUGAUGGCACGAUUCCCCGAUAAGCCGACAAAGGAGGAUCGCAUGGCUCUCGAGACUUUCAUGCACCUUUUUGCCCGACUCUACCCUUGCGGCCAGUGUGCGGCGCAUUUCCGAAAGCUGCUUGCCCAAUAUCCUCCCCAGACGAGCAGUCGCAACGCAGCCGCUGGAUGGUUGUGCUUCGCCCACAACAUCGUCAACGAGAGAGUACACAAGCCUUUGUUCGACUGUGAGAACAUCGGUGAUUUCUACGAUUGUGGAUGUGGCGACAAGGACAAGAAGGAGGGCGCAGAGGGUGUAGAGGGCGUCAAGGGCGAGGGACCUGAUCAAGAGCUACAUAAGCAUUAG